AUGGGGACCCUGUGCCCCCCGCCCCCCCAGGUUAUCAUCGGAAGCAUCUUUGAGGUGAUUUGGGCCGUGGUGAAGCCAGGCACCUCCUUUGGGAUCAGCGUGCUGCGAGCUCUCAGGUUACUGCGCAUCUUCAAGGUCACCAAGUACUGGGCUUCCCUGCGGAACCUGGUGGUCUCCCUCCUCAACUCCAUGAAGUCCAUCAUCAGCCUCCUCUUCCUCCUCUUCCUCUUCAUCGUCGUCUUCGCCCUUCUGGGGAUGCAGCUUUUCGGGGGGCAGUUCAAUUUUGACACCGGGACCCCCCCCACCAACUUCGACACUUUCCCAGCAGCAAUAAUGACGGUGUUUCAGGAGAGGAUUGGAACGCGGUGA
Messenger RNA from Phasianus colchicus (ring-necked pheasant), 369 nucleotides. NCBI's taxonomy places the organism in Eukaryota, Metazoa, Chordata, Aves, Galliformes, Phasianidae. The record is from RefSeq and is a predicted model, not a curated record.